AAAUGUUUAAUUUAUAAGUAAAAAAAAAAUAAACUAAUUGCUCAACAAUUAUCCGUCCAGUAAGAAAAAAUUAACAAAAACCGAAAAUUUAAAACAAUAAUAUUUAGUCAAUAGUAAACAAGUAAAUUAUAAAAAAAAAACAACAAAAAAAAAACUAUUAUAUGGAAAAUGCAAAGAAGUGUUUCUUAAUUCAAAAAAAAAAAUUCAAAAAUCUAUCAAACGGAUUAUUAUUGAAUUUUUUUUUAAAUCGUUAAAACGUCCGUCAUCUAAAAGAGAAUAAAAAAUAAAAUUAUGGAAAUUAAAUUAUGGAAAUUCCUCAGCUGAAAAAUUCUUUUAUUAGACUUAAAAUUAUAAAAUUUGUCUUCUAUUUGUAUCCAAGAUUGCCAAUGGCUUAGAUUCAACUAACUUAAAAACAAAAACCAAAAAAAAAGAGCUUAAAGGUUUGUGAGAAGUUUUGUGUUUUUUUUUUGUAUGUUAAUUUCGGGAUAAAAUUUCACUUAUUUCAUCAUAAUUGUAUAUGUUUUUAACUGCUGAGACUGAAAGUUGAAAAAUAAAUAAAAAUAAUGUAUACAACUGGAACAACAACCACAACAACAAAAACAAGGAUAGAAAUUAAAAUUCAAACAAAAUGAUUUCCAUCAUCAGCUUCUAUAAAUUAUUAUUAUUAAAACAAAAUAAUCAAAACGAAAAAUUUUUAAUUCGGUAAUGAAAGAAAAAUGUAUAUUCAUUCUAUUAGUAAUUAUUCUCCUCUUAAUAAUUUUAAUCAAACUAAGCUUUAUCGUUCCAAGCAUUCUAGAGAUACAUUAUAUUUCAAAAUUAUCCGAUGACAUUACCAAUAACAAAUACAACAACAACAACAAUUUCAAGGUCCAACAUAAUUUUAAAACCUCAGCUUUAAGUAACAACUCAAACAACUGUGCAACAGCGACAAACAUUAAAACAACAUUGACAACAAAAACCAUCAAUUAUUAUUAUUAUUAUAAUACGAAUAAUCGUUUGUUAAGAAAUUUAAUUAAAAUAUAUUCUAGUUCUCUUAAUAACUACAUUAGCAUAAAUAUAAAUAAUUAUAACAAUAAUACGAUAUAUAGCAAAAAUAAUAAUUUUCAAUAUAACCUAUUAAAUCUUCAUCAUCAUCAACAACCACGUUAUUGUUAUUACCAAAAGAAUAAUAAGAAGAAGAAGAAAUUAAAGGCAGCAACAAUUCCUAAUAGAUAUUUGGUAGUAACUUUUAUGAUAACAAUAACUUUGGUUAAAUUUGUUGUUGUUGUACUUGCUUAUCAACAACUCUUACAAAAUGGUUAUAUAAUCAUACAAAAUCUUUACGAUAAACAUUUAAAAAAUUUGAAUUUUGAUUUACUAGUAUGCAGCCAACAACGGCCAUAUCAACAAUUAUUAAAAUCUGGUCAUGGACUAGACGUCGAAGAAAAUCAUCAUCAUCAACAUUAUCAAAAUCAACAUCAACAAAAUUACCGCCACCAUCAACCACAACUACAGCAACAACAACAACAACCAUCCGAUAUAAAAUUUCAAUUUCUGAGUUUAUUACAUAAUUUUAUAGAAAAAAUUACCAAAUAUCGUAAAAGAAAAUAUCAACAACAACAACAACAAACGAUAUCGAAAAUAUUGACAGAUCAAAAAUAUACUUUAAUAGAAAAGGACAACAAUAAUAACAACAAUAAUAACAACUAUAUGCUUAAGCUGGAAACAAAUUCAAAUUUAAACUCAAAUCAAUUAUUUUAUCAUCAUAAUCAUCAUCAUUAUCAAUAUUCGUUUAAAAAUCAUGGUUUCUAUCAACUAAAAAAACAACAACAACAACAAUCUCAAUUUUCUGAUGGUUAUAAUCGUUGUCAUAUUAAAUAUCAUGAAUUUUUAUUCAUAGAAAAUUCUUUUCAAUUAUUAGAAAACAUAACAAAAACGAAAACAAAAACUAAAACUAAAACUAAAACAAAAACAACAACAAAACUUAAUCUAAAUUCAAUUAUAAAUCAAAGUAUCUAUUCGAAAACAAAAAGUAUUUUAAUUGAAAAAUUAUAUUUUAAGAAAACUAAACUAUUAUCAUCGCAUCAUAGUUUAUUUCUACGACAUAAUGCCUUAGCACAUACAGCAACCUCUACGAUAUCAGUCUCAGCAGCUGUUAAUUCUGCUGCUGCUGCUGCUGGUGAUUCUUCUUUAGCUUCGACUUCGACUUCUAAUUCUCAAACUCAAACAAACUUAACUAAAAAUUUAAAUACAAAUCCAGAUUCAAUACAUAAUUCAACAACAACGAAAUUAAAAACAAUUUCAAUUUCAACAACAAAACAACUUCAAACAACAACAACAACAACAACAAAUACAAAAUCCAAACCGAAGAAAAAAUUAAUUGGAUUUGUAUUUAUGCAAAAAAUGUUACGUUCUUGUGCAGAUCGUAUUGAAAAUUUACCAAAUUAUUAUCGUUCAACAAUAAUUCUACCAUCAUUGACAUCAUUAUCGUCAACAAUAUAUUGUUGGAAAACAUCAACAAUAACAACAACAACAACAACGAGAAAUACAACAACAACAACAUCGGCCAAUCGUAAACGACGUAAAAGAAAAUUCAGUUUUAUUUGGGAUAGCAAAAAUAAUAAUGAUGAAUAUAUACGAGAUUAUUAUAAUGCUAGAUCGUUUACAUUUUUCACCGCUCACAACUGCUGUUAUUGUUACUGUUGUUGUUGUAGCUGUUGUUGCUGCUACUACUGCUGCUGCUGCUGUUGCUGCUGCUAUUUGAAAAAUGUAUUCUAUGAUCAAAAUACAUCCAAUAAUAAUAUUUUUCUGAUAAAAUGUUGUAAAACAACGACAACAAUGACGACGUCAUUUAAUUAUUGUAGCUGCUAUAAUUGUUGCUGCCAUUGUUGCAGUAAAUGCGUUAACUAUCAUUAUCAUCAUUGUCAUUGUAUUUAUCAAAUCAAUAACAAUAAUAAUACUACUUCUUCUUCUUCGUCUUCUUCGUCUUCUACUUCUUCUUCUUCUACUUCUUCUUCUACUUCUUCUAAUGAAUGUUCAUUUAAAAAUAAUUCUUCUUGUGUGCAAUUAAAAUUUUUUAAUACAAACAAUCAAUACAAUAAAACUACAACAACAACUACAACAACUACACUAAAUAAAGAAACGUCAAAUAAUAAUCAUCAAGAUCAAAGAAGAAGAAAAUGGUGUCUACAAACGUCAUCACAUCAUGCAACCGAACAUGAAGAUGAUAACAGUGGAAAUCUAUUACGAACUGUUAAUUCUGUUAAAGAUAUAACAUCGUCUGUUGUACAUACUCGUACAAAUAAUAAUAAAAGAAAAUUAAAAAAAAAUCUAGUUUGGUUAUUUAUUGGAUUAGUAUGGCUAGAAGGACCGAAACUUAUCAAUUGUAGUAUUAAUCAUAAUAAUAACAACGAUGUAACUGGAUUAAAUGGCAAUGAAACAACGAAUAAAAUUGACAGCAAUAGUGCAGGUGGCGCUGGUGGUGGUGGUGGUGGUGGUCAGAAUCAGAACAGAAAUGGUGACAAUAGUGGUGGUGGUGGGGGUGGUAAUGGCAAUAACAGUGGUUCACGGAAUAGUAAUUCACGAAAUAAUAAUGAAGGAGGUACUAGUAAUACCAAUGGUCCUGGUCCUGCUGCUGAAACCAAUGACAACAAAGAACAAAAAGGCAAAAGUAGUAGUUCAUUUAAAAUACUCGAAUCGGAAUCAAGCAAUAAUGAAAAUCUUAAUGAAUUUAUCUUCAAUAAAAAUCAACCACAAAUCUCAUCGUCGCAAUUAACAAUUGAACGACCAACAUUGUAUUUUGAGAAGGACUUUCAAUAUGAUGAUAAAUUUGUUCAUCAAGAAGAACCAUCAUUCGAAUCAUCAUUAUUAUCAUCUUCAUCAACAUCAACAUCAUUACCAUCAUCAUCAUCAUCGUCGUCGUCUUCAUCAGCAUCAUCUCCAUCAUCAUCUUAUAUUGUAUCGAGGAUAAAAUUGAGCCCAAAACGAUUGAAUAGGGAUAGCAGCCCACCAUUAUUUGUCAGUGAAGAAGUGAAUCGUGCUCAGAGUGAUUUGUCUCGUUUGGAGUCUAUUAAAAGACAAAUUCUAACUAAACUUGGCCUCACUGAAAAACCCAAUGUAACACAUCCAUUACCGAAACAAUUUAUCUGGGAUACAAUUUAUCGUGCCGACGGCAUUCGCAGUGUAAGUGAUUUUGAUUUCAAUGAUAAUAAUCAUCGUAUGCAAGAGCAUAUGCGAUUGAAAACCACAACUGGUGCUCUAGAAACUCCACCACUCUUAUCACGUCAAAAAUCAAUAUCGAAUUCAAAUCACAAUCAAAAGAAUCAAUUCACCAAUCGAAAUAGUAUGACAAAUGAAAUGAAAGAGUCACGAACUCCGAGAUCGCAUAAUAGAAAUAAUGAAGAAAUAAGAACUUAUGGCGAUGGUUCACAAUGGAAAUUAUUUAAUUUAACUUUCGAGCAGCAAGAGAAAAUUCAUCAAAAAUUUCUAUUAGGCUAUAGGCAACAACAACAGAGACUACGUAAUAAUAAAAACAUAGUGAGCCGAAAUAAAAAUCGAUUUUCCGAUCCGGAUUAUUUGGAGGGUGAUGAUUUUUUCGGCAGCACUCAGGAAAUUAUAACAUUUGCUGAAAAAGGAAAGGUAUAUAAAAAACAUCGUCUUGUGGAAUUUAGUCCACCUUCGAAUAAAAUACCAAAGCAAAAACUUCAAAUCCGUAAUGCUGAAAUUCAUAUUCGAAUUGAGAAGGUAACGCCAUCUCCAGGAAAAGCAAAAAUCAAUCAAUUAAAACGUCGUAAUCACCAUCAUAAAUUGGACUCAUCCAAGGAACCCAGUUUAAAAAUAUGGAUUUUUCAACUAAUUGGCAGUGAUUUUUCACAAAAAGGCUUUGAUCAAGUGGCUAGACUUUGUACAUCAUUAUCUGUCGACCACAAUGUUUUGGGAUGGCAAAAACUCGAUAUUACCGAAACCGUACAAUUUUGGUAUGGAAAACACCAAAACGAUAAACUUAGACUAUUAAUUGAUUGCACUGGUUGCGGAAAUCGAUAUAUUUUACACUUGUUCGAUAGAAAAUUUCACCAUUCGUUGUUUUUACCAAGAACACCGCUACCAACACAAACAACAAUACCAACAAAGUUCCGUCAAACAUUCAUUAAUAAUAAUAACACACUAGAACAACAACAACAACAACAACAACAAAAUUAUUCAAUAUAUAAUAAUUUUUCAUCGUUCAACAAUGAACGUGACCAUCAUGCAGAUAAUAAUAGUAAUAAAAGCAGCGACAGCCUUCGUUAUUUAUAUCAUUAUCGACAAUAUAGCCACCAUCGCUAUAGACGAAAAAAUCGCACAAUUCAAAUGCAAAAUCUCAGGCAACCAAAGUCAUUGUCAUUGUCAGCCGAUUCAGCUGAAAAAUCAAAACAAUCUAAAUCCAAUUUAAACAACAACAAAGUACAGCUGAAUAAUCAGCUAAUGCCGCCGCCACCGCCGCCGGGACAUCAAACCAAAAUUAUAAGCCAUCCACAAUCUUUAUGGCUUAAAAGUAGAACAUAUCGAAAAAGUCGAGAAAUUAAUAAGAAUAAUCCCUACAUUAGUCAUGAUCAUGAUCAUGAUCAUCAUGGUAAAGAUCACCAUCAACAACAAGACCAACAUGAAGAACAAUUGGAAGGUAUAUCAUAUGAAGUUGCUGCUGCUGAAUUUCACCUCGAAGAUCGUCUAAAUCCAAAUCGACCAUUUUUGGUCCUUCAUACCGAACCAUCGCGUUCGAGACGUGUUCGCCGACGUGCUGUUGAUUGUUCUGGAGCAAUUCAUGGACAAUGCUGUAAGGAAUCGUUUUAUGUCAGUUUCAAAGCUCUCGGAUGGGAUGAUUGGAUUAUUGCUCCACGUGGGUAUUUUGCAAAUUAUUGCCGUGGUGAUUGUACGGGGCCAUUUCGAACACCUGACACAUUUCAAACUUUUCAUGCUCAUUUCAUUGAGGAAUAUCGAAAGAUGGGACUUUUAAAUGGCAUGCAACCGUGCUGUGCUCCAGUUAAGUUUUCAUCUAUGUCACUUAUAUAUUAUGGCGAUGAUGGUAUUAUUAAACGAGAUCUUCCAAAAAUGGUAGUUGAUGAAUGUGGAUGUCCAUAAAGCAAGAAAAAACAA
Messenger RNA from Episyrphus balteatus (marmalade hoverfly), 6111 nucleotides. It is a transcript of the gene Actbeta, whose product is annotated as MATH and LRR domain-containing protein PFE0570w. Gene Ontology annotation, molecular function: growth factor activity; cytokine activity. Lineage: Eukaryota; Metazoa; Arthropoda; Insecta; Diptera; Syrphidae. The transcript has 4 exons. Bases 706 to 6096 code for a protein of 1796 amino acids. Gene Ontology annotation, biological process: SMAD protein signal transduction. The record is from RefSeq and is a predicted model, not a curated record. Gene Ontology annotation, cellular component: extracellular region.